Aspergillus wentii DTO 134E9 is the source of this 1893-nucleotide messenger RNA. Its product is annotated as Zn(II)2Cys6 transcription factor. The record is from RefSeq and is a predicted model, not a curated record. Gene Ontology annotation, biological process: DNA-templated transcription; regulation of DNA-templated transcription. Lineage: Eukaryota; Fungi; Ascomycota; Eurotiomycetes; Eurotiales; Aspergillaceae. The transcript is spliced from 8 exons. Gene Ontology annotation, molecular function: DNA binding; DNA-binding transcription factor activity, RNA polymerase II-specific; zinc ion binding. Bases 1 to 1893 code for a protein of 630 amino acids.
AUGACAACUCCCCCACGCACCGCCAACGCGUGCGAAUCAUGUCGGCGUCGCAAGGUGAAAUGUUCCGGCAGUCAGCCCUGUCGAAGCUGUACCAGGCAUAAUUGGGAGUGUGUGUUUGGGGGGUCUGGGAGGAGCCGGUAUUCUGAGACACAUGUUCGGGGAUUGUUGGAUCGGAUUCGGGUUUAUGAGGAGCGGAUUGCGGUGCUUGAGCGUGUUCCAGGUGCUUCCUUUCAAAAUACACCUGCAGAGCCGGAGAUAGCUUCAUAUCCUGACAACGGCAUCAGUCCUGCAACCGACUUGACCUCUGGCCCAGCAUUCGAAUCCCAAGUGAGGUCUCUCCUCGACCAGACUCAUCCAGAACACAACGACUCGCAAUGGACGUCCGCCAGACCCCUCGUCAACGAAGCCACAGCCCCGACAAUCCCAUCUCUAUCUGAAUCUCAACAUCUCCUCGAUCGCUUCCUCUUCUAUCUCGGGGUGAGCCAGCACUUUUUCGACCCGCGCAUGUUUUCCGAUUCCAUGAUGCUGCUGUUUCAAUCGCCACAGCAACGGGAUUAUCAGAUGCGCUCGACUUGGUUUACCGAGUAUCUCCUCGUCAUGGCGAUGGCGAAACUGAUGGAUGUGGAUGAGCCUACUUCCCAGCCUCCUGGGGCAAAUCUUUUCGCAGAGGCAAUGAGACGAUUACCUCCGCUGCAUCAACUGGGUGAGGAGGGCGUUAUUGCCGUGGAGAUAUUGACGCUGGUGACCACGUAUCUGCAAUGGUGUGAUCGGAAACACGACGCUUACUUAUAUAUUGGCCUCGCCCUCCGCCUCGCCAUCGCACUCGGCUGUGAUCGACCAGCCCACGAACAAUCCUGUCUCCCAUCAGAAACCGCCCAUCGCGUCCGUCUCUGGUGCACAGUCUACAUGCUCGAUCGACGCCUUUCCUCAGGCCUCGGGCUCGCAGCCGGCGCAGAUGAACGACAACUCUGCUCUGAACUCCCUCGCCACGCGAUUGGCUUUCAGUCCCCGGUUGCGUUGUCGAUUAAUGUCCGUAUUGCGCGUACGACGGACGAUAUCAUGUCUUCGUUAUACGGGAACACGUCCAUCACGCAAAUAGACCUAGUCCAGAAAAUCCAGAAGAUUCUGCACGACCUAUACGAAACCGGACGAUCGUUCCCUCCUGCAUUGGUGUUGGAUUUCAAUCGGCCUCUUCAGACAGUAACCCGGACCGGGGCUUCGUUAUACUUGAUGCUAUUCCAGGCUAUCAUUCUCUGCGUCCGCCCCAUCCUCCUACAAAGGGUCCGUCAGAAAGUCAGAAAACAGCAUGACCAACUCCCUCUAAGCCCGGUGCCUGCUGUACUGACCCGACUAUGUGAGACAUGCAACGAAGCAGCUACUAAAAGCCUGGCGAUUCUAUAUUCUCUACAGCGCCAGCGCACAAUUCCAAGAUACGGCUUCUUCGACCUCGACGCCACCUUCUCCGCCGCCUUUGUCCUAGUAAUGAUGGGCUUCGUAGAUAAAGAUCGCGCACGACCACCAGCUCUAGACCAAGCCUUGGAAGUUCUGCGCUUCCUCGCCCGAGCCGGUAAUCUCGCUGCAGAAAAGCGGUUACACGAUAUAACCCAGUCUUGUUCGCGAGUGUGGCCAGACCAGAUACAACCAGAGACAACCAACUUUUCUCCCCAGCAGACAGAAAUAUACGACCCCUCAGACGAAAGUAGGUUGCUAGAAACAUGGAUGCACGCAGAGGGCACAUCCGCACCGUUCGAGAUGCAGCCAGACUGGAAUUUAGAUCUCGCCGUCGAAGCGGAGGGGAUAUACGAGAGUUUCUACGAUCCGACCAUGCCUCUGACGGGAGUUGAUUAUUUGGAUUGGGCGGAGAUUGAGAAGGUUUUUAACGAGAAUGUAUAA